This is a messenger RNA of Athalia rosae (coleseed sawfly), 5158 nucleotides long. RefSeq names its product actin-binding LIM protein 2 (gene Unc-115a). Bases 372 to 2699 code for a protein of 775 amino acids. The transcript has 15 exons. Gene Ontology annotation, molecular function: actin filament binding. Gene Ontology annotation, biological process: lamellipodium assembly; cytoskeleton organization. The record is from RefSeq and is a predicted model, not a curated record. Lineage: Eukaryota; Metazoa; Arthropoda; Insecta; Hymenoptera; Athaliidae. Gene Ontology annotation, cellular component: actin cytoskeleton.
CGCCGGUCGAUCAUGACUCAGUUAAUACGCGUGUGAAAUAUUACCCUAAAACCAUUAAUACUUUCGAAUUCGUAGCAACAUCGGCCUGACAACAGAAGUGAACUGUGUCAAAAAUGACAUGUCGUCCCCCCUCUCUUCUACUAAAAUCUUCGUUGCGCGUUUCUGACUGUGCAGUGUUAGAAAUAAAGUGAUGAUGUCGGACAGCGAGAGUGCCGUGAGAUGAUCUCGUUCCAUAGAUACUCGGAAGUGAUUUUCUAAGUGAAAUAACAAUUGGUUUAUCGAACAAUAACCGUGAUCCGUGAACAGCAAUGACUGUCUAAAGUCAAAGGUGGAUUUUUCAACGGUCUAUAGUCGUUUGAAAGAGUUGAAAAAUGGGGAAAACUUUUUGCCAAGCUUGUAAGAAGAAGUGUAGCGGCGAGGUGCUACGAGUACAGGAUAAAUAUUUUCACAUUGGUUGCUUCAAAUGCGCUCAGUGCAACGCUAGCUUAGCACAGGGUGGAUUUUUCGCUCGUGAAGGUUCCUACUAUUGUACCAAGGAUUACCGCGAACGUUGGGGUACAAAGUGCGCAGGUUGCGGAGAGUACGUCGAAGGUGAUGUCGUAACUGCUGGAGAAAAACAUGCUUUUCAUCCCAAUUGUUUCCAUUGUCAACGGUGUCGACAGCCGCUCUUGGGUCAAGGAGCAAAAGUGACUUUGGUACAAGGUCAAGCACUGUGCCAUCGAUGCGUCAGUAUUCCUGUAAGAGAAGCUGCUACACCUGUCAAUAGCAGCGGACCUCCACCUGUGGGGGAGGGCCAGAUAGAUCCGGGUGCAUGUGCCGGUUGUAGACAGCAACUUCGUGAAGGUCAAGCUUUAGUCGCUCUAGAUCGUCAGUGGCACGUUUGGUGCUUCAAGUGUCAUAGCUGUGAAACUGUACUGCACGGCGAAUACAUGGGAAAGGAUGGAGUACCGUACUGUGAGAAAGAUUAUCAAAAACAAUUCGGAGUUAAGUGUGCAUACUGCAGCCGAUACAUAAGUGGCAAGGUUUUGCAAGCUGGUGAAAAUCAUCACUUUCAUCCGACAUGUGCGCGUUGCACGAAAUGUGGGGAUCCUUUCGGGGAUGGCGAAGAGAUGUAUUUGCAAGGCGGUGCCAUUUGGCACCCACGCUGCGGACCGGGCCCCACAGGUCCUAACGGCAUCGUCAAUGGUCACGCGGAAAGUCACCCACCUACUCCUCAUAGAGAUUCGGAACGCAUUUGUAGCAGCGCUUCAGAAAUGCAGUUUUCAAUACGGUCACGCACGCCAAGCCUCAAUGGAUCCUUGUACAGCCCUUACAACAGCCUCAGCCGCAAGUACUACCCAACAAGAACUGGAAGUCCUGGACUGAUUUUGAGGGAAUACGGGAGAGGUGGCGAAGAUGUGUCUAGGAUUUGUACAUAUUCUUAUCUGACGGAGACCCCGAGUCAGGGGUACUUGAGACGACCGAUACAACCAUACGAUAAACCACCUACGAGCCCUCAUUUCCACCGACCUAGUUCCUCACGGUCCAUCAGAAGUAGCGGCGGGCGGAGCAGCCGCUCUGGAAUGCGUGCUUUGGUGGAUGCUCUCAGUGACGCUAGACCAAAGUCACCUGCUGCAGCGAGUCAAGCAGACAAUGAGGAACCAAUCGAAUUAGCUCAUUACCCUGACGCCAUGAGACCUCCGCCUGGAGCGCAACCUCCCAUAGAAAGAGACGAUUUUCCCGCCCCACCAUAUCCUUAUACUGAUCCCGAAAGGCGCAGACGUUGGUCCGAUACCUACAAGGGUGUGCCAGCGUCAGAUGAUGAAGAUGAAAUAGACAACAAAGGUUACAUUCAAGAAGCUGAACAAAAAUUGAAGAAGGAGCAGGCCGAAUUGAGCAAAAUCGAUACAGGGAUAGCCAAAGUUUUUCUGCAAGAUCGUGAGAAGGAUAGGGAGAACUUACGACAUAGAGCUGCCAAUGUUGAUCCAAGAAAUGCAUCUAGAACACCAUCUGCCGCUAGAGAACCAGCCUAUCGACUGCGUUAUGAAAGUCCCGUCGGAGCCUCACCUUCGAGGAAUAUAGAUCACGCGCGUCCGUGGGAGGAUGAAGACGGUGUUAGUUAUAGAUCAAGUGUCGGGCCUAGUUACAACGCUGGGAGAUCUUCCGUUCGCUCCCCGGCGCCCAGAAAUUAUCCACCUCUCGGCACCCAACGGGCCUCUACUCUACCAUCUGCCUCUCGGCAUUACCACUCGGGCGAUUACUCGUUCAGUGGAAUGGGCGAUAAAACGCACAGCACAGAUUUUUCGUCUGGGAAAUCUGAUAUUUCAACAGGCAGUAUCACGGACGUUGACCGAAGGGCACUGGUAUGUACCACAGCGCCCUACUACUCCCGACGCAUUAGCAUGAAUGACGGUGGAAUUCUUCCAUCGUCUACAACGUACACGGGAGGUCUGGGUUCGGUUACGGUGGGUCACGGACAUCAUGUGAGACGUUCGUUGCCAGACAUGGGAGCAAAUCCAGGCGAGCCUCCGAAGCUAUAUCCUUAUCAUCUCCUUCUCAUCACGAAUUACAGGCUGCCCGGUGACGUAGACCGCUGCAACCUUGAGCGGCAUUUAUCGGACGCAGAGUUUGAAGCAAUCCUGCAAUACACACGGGCAGAAUUUUAUCGGCUACCGCAAUGGCGUCGUAAUGAGAUUAAACGAAAAGCGCGACUUUUCUAAUUUUUACGAACGAAUAUUAUUUACAUCAUUAUUACGAUAACGAUACCAUAAGUUACUAUAAACAUAAUUUAAAAAUAAUUAUUUGUGCUGCAGGGUGUAUUUUUGAGCGCAACGUAUUAUGUUAUUAUAAUAUUGGUAAACAAAGAAAUUAAAAAACUGAUAUUUCUCAACAAAUAUAUGGGGAGGAAACAACGAUAAAUGAUAUUUGUUUGUUAUGUUGCAUCAAGAGGUCAUCCUGUUUCGAACAAAAAAAGUAACAACAAUUUUCAGAUAUUUCAUAGUUAUUUGGUUUCCUCAUUCGCGCGUAGAAAAGCACGGGUACUUGUACUAAACUCUUGGUACUCCGACACACUCUUUUUUACUGCCAAUUAUGAAAAAAAAUUAUAUUAAAUACGAUUCGAUACCCGUUGCAUUUAUUUCGACUAUAAGGAUAAUUCAAAUCACCCUUAAACCUACGAAUUUUAUCAAUUAAUAGACAAAGGCUUAUUCACGUUGACGUUUACGUUCGACUCAUAUAGAUGCAUCGGCCACUUUUUAAAUAAGUCGGUACAGAUUUGAACACCAAAGUUAACAAUCCUGGGGUACUCUUUAAUAUCUCCACGUGAAGCUUUCGCAAAGCUUCUGCUCGGUAUUGAUUACGUCAAUUAGAUGAUUAUAAGUUUUAGCGAUGAAAAAUCCAGGGCAAAAGAUUAGAAUAACCAAUUUUAUACCGAACUAUGGAUUAGAUUUGUAAAAAUUGUAUAAUUGUGGGCUAAAAUUAGGUUUUAAAAUGAGUACGAUGAUUUCCUCUUUGGUCGAUGAUUCAUAUUAUGAUAAUCGAUAUGUACGACGAGUAUUUAUCAUCCCAGGUUGUUUAUCCCAACUACAACUCUUAGCAAGUGUCUUCUAUUUUAUCGUUAAGAAGCAUCCACUGAGCUAUUUAUUUGGCGAGCCCAUUAUUCACGUUAAAAUAUUCUAUCUCUUUGUAAUAUCGUGACAAUGAGAAUCUUGAAUGAACAGGGCUGUUAAAUAUCAGGUAACCCCGCAGAGAUUCAAGGAUUCAAACGAGAUCACAUUACAAUACAAUAAAAUAUUGUAAAUAAAUAUUUAAAAAAUGCUGAAGAAGGAAACAGAAAUUACACGCGUAUGCAAUAAUACAUAAUACUUUACCGUCUCACACACACUACACACACACACUACGCAAACACACAACAGACACACAUCCAUACACACAUUCUAUGGAUUAUAAAAUAUAUAUUACCUAAAUUUGGAAAUAAAAUAAAACCAAUAAAAUGCUAUUAGAAAACAAUAAUAAUAAUAAUAAAGAUUAUUAUUAUUAAUAAUACUUUUAAUAACUAUUAUAUUUUACUAUAAGCAAAAGAAAAAAAGGAAAGUAAAAGAAAAAAAAAAAGAAAAAAAAGAUUACAUUAGAUAGGAGAUGCAGCUUGCGAAAUGAUGCCAAAUCAUUAAUACGAUCAGAAUAUUAUUAUCGAUAUGAUAGAAGAAACUGGUUCGAAUAAGUGGUGAACUAACUGUUAAUGAUUGCAAAUCACACCGCAAGCUGAAUGCGCAAGGAGAAGGGCCACGCUUUAAAUCUGUCAUUUUUCUGGGUAUAGAGAAACUAAUUUAAUUAAAUAAAUAUGUGACUGUAUGGAGUUGGAGGUAUUUUAAUGAAUUGUUGAGGCUCUGGUAGCGCAACUAGUAUCACACUUGCAAUAAAAUAAUUAUCCUAAUAAUUGAACAAUAACGUGUCGUACCAAAACUAUGUAAUUGCAAUUUUGAAAAUAUCGCAAGUCAAGGAAGCCAACUUACUCGGUGUCGAAUAUCUAGAAAUGGAGAUUUGUAUGAAAAUGUAUUUAAUUUUUGGUUCACGUAUCAGGGGAAACAUAGUAUUUCUGUUUGGAGUUUGUUGCUUUUUUCUUAUCCUAUUAUACAUAUUUCUUUCUUGCUUCUCGAAAUAGGUUUUCGAAUAGGUAUUGUAAACUGUGAGAAACGCCCUGGUCACCGGUCAGCAAAAUGUCCAUAAAAAUUUCGGCUCGAGAUAUUUUUGAAAAGCAAUUAUGUUACAAGUAAACGUAAGUAAAAGCUAGAUAUUCAUGCUGAAAUUUCCUUCAAAAAAUGUCUUUACUCAUUGUCAAAUGGAAUAACAUUUUGAGGCCACAACACGGGAACAUAUGUCAUCGUCGAAAUGCAAAGUCGGUAGGAUUCUAUCAGUGUGUAUGGAUUCCUGUUAAUUUCGUAAAUUAAAAUCUUACACAAUUUUCAAAGGAUCAAUCUUUCUCGGUUUUUCAGUAGUUAUUCUUAAAUUCUUACCAGAUCAAGGCUGAUAAAUAUUUUAAUCGACUUUUCAUAUCGACCGCGACAUAGAAACUACUAAUGCUUUUACUAUGAUGUUAAACAGAUAAUGUAUCGUACGUUGUAUAAAAGCACAUCGCUUCAGCUAGUCCGUGAAAUUAAAUAAAGGCAAACAUUACGCAGUA